Molecule: messenger RNA, 1541 nt
Organism: Humulus lupulus (European hop)
Lineage: Eukaryota; Viridiplantae; Streptophyta; Magnoliopsida; Rosales; Cannabaceae
Product: NAC domain-containing protein 21/22-like
Exons: 3
Coding region: 182-1315 (377 amino acids)
Biological process (GO): regulation of DNA-templated transcription
Molecular function (GO): DNA binding
Source: RefSeq, a predicted model, not a curated record
GAGAUACCUCUAUUUCUCUCCCUAAAUACUAUUGUCAUAUUAUAAUAAUAUGUCACUUCUUCUUCUUCUUCUUCUCUUCUUAUAUUAACUUAUUUUCUCUGUUUGCUUUUGCUUUUGAUUUGCUUAUUUUCCAAGAAAAUCUAUCAAAAAGAAAAAAAAUCAAAGAAGAAGAAGGAAGAAGAUGAUGAUGAUGAGUAGCAGUAGCAUAAGCAUGGUGGAAUCAAAGCUGCCACCUGGGUUUCGGUUCCAUCCAAGAGACGAAGAGCUUGUUUGUGAUUAUCUCAUGAACAAAAUAACUCACUCUGAUUCAACCCUAAUGAUCGAAGUUGACCUAAACAAGUCUGAGCCUUGGGAUAUUCCAGAGACGGCAUGUGUGGGAGGUAAAGAGUGGUAUUUUUACAGUCAAAGAGACCGAAAAUACGCAACUGGGCUUCGUACAAAUAGGGCCACUGCAUCUGGGUAUUGGAAGGCCACUGGCAAAGACAGGCCAAUCUUUGGGAAGGGCAAGGGAGCCAAGGGCCAUAAUACCCAUUAUGCCCUUGUUGGUAUGAGAAAGACUUUGGUCUUUUACCAAGGAAGAGCUCCCAAAGGAAAGAAAACUGACUGGGUUAUGCAUGAAUUUAGGCUUGAAGGUCCUCUUGCUCCCAAACUCUCUUCCCUCAAGGAAGAUUGGGUUUUGUGUAGAGUAUUCUACAAAAACAGAGAAGUAGCAACUUCAGCCAAACCCAACAUGGGAUUAACCACCUACUAUGGAGAAAAAACAGGCUACAACUCCAAGUCUCUCCCUCCAUUAAUGGAUGCUUACAUAAGUUUUGAGAAGCCUCAGAAAAUUCAAUCUUCACCAGAACAUGAUUAUAAUAAUUAUUACAACAGCGGUGAUCAUAACAAAGCUCAUAAUAUUCAUGAGCAUUUGCCCUGCUUCUCCAACAAUAUGAACUUACCCCAAGGUAAUUACCAAACCCAUGACCUAAUUUUCAAGCACAGCACCCAAAUGGAACCAAAUUUGGGCAUAAGAAGCACUAGUAGUAGCACUGCUCAUGAAGCCACAGCACUUGGUCACCAUGGGAUACCAAACUUGAUGGACACUAGUACUAGUAGUAGUACUCUUAUCAACCAUUGUUUGAACCCUUGUAGGGGUGAUGGUGGUGGUGGUGGUGAGGAUGAAGUUUUGAGAGCUGUUUUGAACCAGAUCACCAAGAUGGAAAGCAACCCAAAUUUGGAUGACUCACCAUUGUUAAGUGGUGGAGAAGGAAGUUCAGAGAGUUACCUCUCUGAAGUAGCAAUGGGCAUGCCCAAUAUUUGGAGCCACUAUUGAUAUAUUUAGUAGUAGUAGUAGUAAUAGUACUAUUACUACUACAACUGCAAGUACUCAUUUUUCUUCUUUGUCAAAUUUUGUUGACUAUGAUUCAUGUCGUAACUCAUGAGCUCGUAGUCUUUUUUAGUGGGAUUAGGAUUAGAAAUUAUCAGUUGGUAAACAUGUAAAGUUUAUAUUAUAUAAUUUAUACAUAUAUAUAUAUAUAUAUGUGCAUAUUUGAUUUUAA